Molecule: messenger RNA, 1809 nt
Organism: Olea europaea var. sylvestris
Lineage: Eukaryota; Viridiplantae; Streptophyta; Magnoliopsida; Lamiales; Oleaceae
Product: UDP-glucuronic acid decarboxylase 1-like
Exons: 7
Coding region: 245-1585 (446 amino acids)
Biological process (GO): D-xylose metabolic process
Cellular component (GO): cytoplasm
Molecular function (GO): UDP-glucuronate decarboxylase activity; NAD+ binding
Source: RefSeq, a predicted model, not a curated record
UUCCGUUCUUAUUUUAUUUAACAAAUUCUAAAAAAAAAUAAUUUAAAAGGGUUGAAAAUUUAGUUGUGAUAAGUGAUAACAUUUUUCUGAAUCGAACAGUUACAGUACAAUACGAUGCAAGAAAGCUUCACCAGAUUCACACUCCUUUGUUCUCAACCAAUGCAGUUAACAAAUUCUCCCCAAAUGAUCUGAAUUUUCAGCUUUUCCUUAAUCGAAUCUGUUUACAAAUUCGUAAUCAAACGCCAUGAAGCAAUUGCAAAGGCAAUCAGGAACACGAAGAGAUGAAGAUAUUCCCAUAUCCCAAACCUCACUUUACUCUCCUAAAGCCUUGAAACACCCCAAAUCCCUCUCCAGAUCCAUCAGUUAUCUCCUCAAAGAACAGCGCCUUCUGUUUAUUCUUGUGGGUAUUCUCAUUGGCUCCACCUUCUUCAUUCUCCAGCCUUCCCUCUACGACCUUUCAUCGGGAACUCACAAUCACCUGAUUGCCAGAUCGAAUUCAUUUGCUGGGAAUCGUGAGUCAAUUACUUACUAUGAUCACAAUGGGGUGAUGGAAACUAACAGUGUCGAGAAUAAGAAUAAUUAUAAGUACCAUAAUGGGGGGAGAGUGCCGGUGGGGAUAGGAAGGAAGCGGAAGAGGAUUGUGGUGACUGGCGGGGCCGGGUUCGUUGGCAGUCAUUUGGUGGAUAAGUUGAUUGCUAGAGGCGAUGAUGUGAUUGUCAUUGAUAAUUUUUUCACUGGAAGGAAAGAGAAUGUGGUGCAUUUGUUCGGGAAUCCGAGGUUCGAGCUGAUAAGGCAUGACGUUGUAGAGCCAAUUUUAUUGGAGGUCGAUCAGAUCUACCACUUGGCUUGCCCUGCUUCUCCGGUUCAUUACAAGUAUAACCCCGUCAAGAAUAUUAAGACAAAUGUGAUGGGUACCCUUAAUAUGUUGGGCCUUGCAAAAAGAAUUGGUGCGAGGUUCCUUCUUACUAGUACAAGUGAGGUUUAUGGUGAUCCUCUUGAGCAUCCACAGAAAGAGACGUACUGCGGACAUGUGAAUGCAAUUGGUGUACGGAGUUGCUAUGAUGAGGGGAAACGAACGGCUGAAACAUUGACUAUGGAUUAUCAUCGUGGUGCCGGUAUUGAGGUGCGCAUUGCACGUAUAUUUAACACAUAUGGACCUCGCAUGUGUCUAGAUGAUGGCCGUGUUGUCAGCAACUUCGUUUCACAGGUUAUACGUAAGCAACCUAUGACAGUGUAUGGUGAUGGAAAGCAAACAAGGAGCUUCCAAUAUGUUUCUGACUUGGUUGAUGGACUAGUGGCAUUGAUGGAAAACGAGCACGUGGGGCCAUUUAACUUGGGUAACCCGGGAGAAUUCACUAUGUUAGAGCUUGCAGAGGUUGUGAAAGAAACCAUUGAUCCAGGUGCAAAGAUUGAAUUCAAACCUAACACUGCCGACGAUCCUCAUAAGCGGAAGCCAGAUAUCAGUAAAGCAAAGGAGCUUCUGAACUGGGAGCCGAAGAUUUCCUUGCACAAGGGUUUGCCUCUCAUGGUCACUGAUUUUCAAAAUCGCAUCUUGAACGAAGAUGAAGGGAAGGGAAACAAAUAAGAACACGGCAUAAAUAACAUGUAUAGAAUGAGAACGUGUUGUGUAUGUUUUUUUUAUUCAUUUUUCAUAUUGCAUUGGUAUCUUUAUUUUUAUUUUUUUUUACUUCUUUGAAAUCUUAGAAAUAUGCCACCCCAUAACAAGUGGCUAUACCUUACCCACUGUAAGAACUGAUAAUUUGUCUUUAAUAUGAAUACGGUUUUGGGCAAGUAGUAUUAUGGUGUAUU